This is a messenger RNA of Lolium perenne, 1589 nucleotides long. Its product is annotated as VAN3-binding protein-like. The record is from RefSeq and is a predicted model, not a curated record. Gene Ontology annotation, biological process: auxin-activated signaling pathway; phloem or xylem histogenesis; leaf vascular tissue pattern formation. NCBI's taxonomy places the organism in Eukaryota, Viridiplantae, Streptophyta, Magnoliopsida, Poales, Poaceae.
UCUGCAACCGGAAGCGACGCCGUCACAGUGCUACGUGUCGCCCGAUCCGGCGCCGCCACGCGACAGGGUCGGCAGCUCCGUCACAAACCCAGGUCUCGGUGUGUCCUGCCGCCCACACAGCCUCUUUGCCGUGCUUCGUGUGGCCUCCGCUCGCCCGGCUCCAUAAAUAGCCGGCGAGGCCCGUGGCAGUGUAUCGAUCACCGACCGGACGCAGCAAAGAACACUACAGUCUGCAAUAGCCAGCACACUAGACGGUUACCGAGCUUGAGGAGGAUGGAAGGGUACUUGUUGGGGAGGAUGAAGAGGAGGGACCACCUGCUGCUCAAUGACAGCACCGGUGCUCCGGCGACAGUUCAGUCGCCGCAGACGCCGAUGGAGCCCAUGGAGUUCCUGUCGCGGUCUUGGAGCGUGUCCGCGUCCGACAUAUCCAAGGUGCUUGCCGUCGGCGGCGUCGGCGUGGCCGGCAGGCGGAGCUCCAACUUCGUCGUCGAUCGCCUCUCCGGGAUGCUCAUGCCGGACACGAUCGCGCUCGCCGCCGCUUCCGGCACUAACCCGAGCCCCAAGAAGCGCACUAGCAGGAGCAGGAGCGCGAUCUGCGCGCACCACCACACCAUCGGCAGGUGGUUCCACCACAGGGACGGGAGCAGCAGGGUGGACAAGGCUCGUGCCGAGCGGGCGCGCGUCCAUGCCGCAGUCUCCGUGGCCAGCGUGGCCGCCGCUGUCGCUGCCCUCGCCGCGGGAACUGUGAGCCCGGAGGACCCAGAGGACGCCAAGAUGGACGCGGCGCUGGCAUCCGCCACGCAGCUCCUGGCCUCGCACUGCAUCGAGUUUGCCGAGCUCGCCGGCGCCGAUCACGACCAGGUGGCCUCCGCCGUUGAGGGCGCCGUCGAAGUUCGGAGCCCCGGCGAUCUCAUGACCCUCACCGCUGCAGCUGCCACAGCUCUGAGAGGAGCCACGGCGCUGAGGCAGAGAGAACAUCGAGAGGCGAGGAGCAAAGCGGCGGUGGCGCCCUACGACAGCUGCCGCGCGGACAUAUGGUGCAAGGAAGGGACGCUCCUCAAGCGCGGCCGGAAAGGCGCACUGCGCUGGAAGCGAGUCUCCGUGUACAUCAACAAGAGGUCGCAGGUGAUCGUGAAGCUCAAGAGCAAGCACGUAGGCGGCGCCUUCUCCAAGAAGAAGAGGAGCGUCGUGUACGGCGUCCACGACGACACGCCGGAUUCUGCUGCUGCGGCGGCGUCAGAGAAGCGCCACUUCGGGUUGAGGACGGCGCAGGGGCUGGUCGAGUUCGAGUGCGAGAGCAGGCUGCACAUGCAGGAGUGGGUGGAGUCGGUGAAGAACCUGCUCCGUCAGGCCGCCGGCGGGACUGCUCAGCUCGAGCACUCCUUCCAGUCGCUCAGGCUUAGCGCCUCGUAAGCAUGUUUCUAUGUUCUGUGCAGCUGUUCCUCGCAGCCAGUUUGUUUAGUGAGCGAGAUGUCCAAGUUGGAGAAUAAAUGUGCAGACCUGUAUGAGAACUUAGAGAACCAUGUAAAUGUAAGGUGCAACAAUCAAUGGGUAGAUAGACUUCAAUAGUAAGAUGUUAUUUUAUCUGU